AGUGAGCGAGGUGCAGAAUAUAAAAAGGGUUGUUCCUCACUCACUCUCACUCACAGCCAGUCCAUAUGCCAGUUUGGAAAUAUUCUUCCCAAAUCCAAUUAAUGCUGCCAUUAACACCUCUUCCAGAGUCUACCAUUCAUUCACCUUCUGACUCUAACUUCUUUAACUAGGCCUUUCUCACUCUUUUUCUAUUUCAUAUUCCCAUCCCAUUUUCCUCUUCUUUCCAUCUUCUGUUCUUGGAAGUUCAAAAUCAAAAAAUGAUGCAGGACUCAAUUGGGAUCAAUAUUCCUGCUUGUUUUUCUUCUUCAGCAGAGAAGCAGCACGGUGACGAUCAUGGAGCGGUGACCCGUUCAGGCCAGAGCGUUUACAUGUCUGUGUACAGAACAAAGGUUGCGGACCACUGCCGUUUGAUCACCAUCACAUGGUGCAAAAACCUCUUGCUUCACGGGCUUUCGGUGUCAGUGGAAGGCCCUGAAGGAGAAGAACAGUACACGUGCAAGGUGGAGGUGAAGCCAUGGUACUUUUGGAGGAAGCAAGGCUCCAAACGCUUCAUAGUGGAUGGUAAAGCAGUUGAUAUUUUCUGGGACCUUAAGGCUGCGAAAUUUAACGGUGAAACGGAACCGACCUCGGAGUACUAUGUGGCAGUGGUUUGUGAUGAAGAGGUGGUGCUGCUGCUGGGUGAUCUAAAGAAAGAGGCAUACAGAAGGACGGGGUGCAGGCCAGCACUUAUUGACCCCAUUUUGGUUUCAAAGAAAGAGCAUAUUUUUGGGAAGAAAAAGUUCUCCACAAGAGCCAAGUUUCAUGAGAAGGGUAGGUGGCACGAGAUUUCAAUUGAGUGCAAGAACAAGGGAUAUAAUAGGGAGUCUCCGAGUGGGGUUCAGCCAGAGAUGGAGAUAAGGAUUGAUGGGCACUUGGUGAUUCAUGUGAAGCACCUCCAGUGGAAGUUUAGAGGCAACGAGUCAAUUCAUCUCAGCAAAAUGAGAGUAGAGGUAUAUUGGGAUGUUCAUGAUUGGCUAUUUAGUCCUGGUUUAAAGCAUGCUUUAUUCAUUUUUAAGCCAAUUUUAUCACCCAGUACCACCAGCACUUGUUCUAUGUCGUCUUCGUCACCUUCGUUAUCAUCCUCAUCACCUCCCUUAUCUACUGAUCAGACAAGGAGUUCUAGAUCAGUAGAGGGAUUUAGUGUUAGUGGGUCAUCAGAGUUUUGCUUGUUUCUCUAUGCUUGGAAGGUAGAAUGAAGAAGCCAUGCCAACUUAAUGGUCUGGUAGUGAUAAUGGAAUGGUGAAGAUGCAGGUUGAGAUUGGAUUGAGAGAGAGAGAAGAGAGAAAGAGAAUUGGGUUUGGUUGAGAUUGAGAAAGGCAGUGGGACCAAACAGUGGCUUGGGAGUUAGUUACAGCUGGGGUUGAGCAAAUGCGCAUAAUUGUGGACAAGACAGAUUGUAUCACAUUAACAAUCGCACACAUGUCCAAUAAUUCUCCAUCCAGAGGCAUCUACGUCUCCACCUACAUUUUACCACACUGGAAAAUGCUCUUUCUUGAUCCCAUCUUGGUAACCGAGCUGUUUAUGUUUCCUCCAAAAUCUAUCAACCAAAGGUACAUCUUACCUAAAUUUUCUAUCAAAAAAUAAUAUAUGUAGACACAAGAUUACUAAACUGAAUGUUUGUAUUUGCCCAUAAACUUAUAUCUGUUCAUGCAUGUGACGGAAAAUGGUACCCCGUAAAGAGAGGAUGUGUGUUGGGUGAUGAUGUAGAAACAAGAGUACAAUAAUCCCAGUAUGUGCACCUCACGCACAUUAAUACACAUGCUUCUCUUUCUAGUAGUUGGAUUAUCAGUAUCAUCCUCUCAUCAUUAUUGCCUAA
Messenger RNA from Vigna umbellata (rice bean), 1855 nucleotides. RefSeq lists its product as uncharacterized. NCBI's taxonomy places the organism in Eukaryota, Viridiplantae, Streptophyta, Magnoliopsida, Fabales, Fabaceae. The record is from RefSeq and is a predicted model, not a curated record.